AAAGUACCGUAUCCGUAUACGUGUCUUACGGCAUUACUGGCCAAAGUUGAACCGAACCUUGGCAGCUGCUUCCGACUUGCCUAGACGAAGGUAGACGUCGAAGUCAGAGCAGUUCUAUAGUAGAGAGCCGAACUUCACAAGCUCCCGGCCCUCGGUUUCGGAUGCUGACUAUAAAGCAGCAAGCAAGCCAGCAUUUCAAUCCAAGCCACUUGUCUGAACUUGCCAACCAAAGAGCUACCAGCUCGCACUUGCUUCAGCUCAAUCCUAGCCCCCAGACCGUCUUACCACUUCGCAUCACGGAAAUCCAAGCAGCCCAAAAAGCGACCUCCUACUUGCCUUCUCGUUCCCAGCCCCCAAACCGUCUUACCGCUUUGCAACCACUGUCGGAACAUUCAAGCAGCCCAACGCCCCCAAGCAUCAACCCCCCCUAACUUCCUGUGCGCCCAAUCAACAUGGGCACCCGCGGCGGCCAGCACUCAGUGACUUUGGCGACGCUCCUCCUGCUGUGUUUCCUCGGGGGAUCCCUCAAGCUCACCGCCGCUCAGCAGGCCCCCGGCCCCGCGCCCGCCUCCGGGCCCACCCCGGGGGGAUCCCCCCAGCUCACCGCCGCUCAGCCUCCCCCCCCCACGCCCACCUCCACGCCCACCCCCCCCUCCGUAUACCUGGACCCCGAGGGUGUCUGCCCCGACGGCCCCGACGCGUGCUUCGCGCGCUUCAACGCGAGCUUCCCGAGGGCGUUCAACGGCAGCUCGGAGGUCGCGUACCGGAAGGGCGUCUUCUACGCAAACGUCCAGCUGAUCGACGCCCGCAACCGCGAGAACCGCUCAUACACGCUCGCAGUCAACGAGUUUGCGGACUUGACGCACGAGGAGUUUAUCGCGAGCUACACGGGGGCGGUUCCCCCCAGCGACGGAAGCGAUGGGUCCGGCAGGCGGCUUUUGAGGGAGAAGAGGGGUUUUGCGGGUGCGGCGCGGCGCUCGUUGCUCAACCUCCCGUCCUCCGUUGACUGGCGCACGACUGGGAAGCUGCAACCAGUCCUAAGCCAGACCUGCGGGACCUGCUGGGCGCAUGCCGCUACCGCCGUACUUGAGACGACGUUCAACAUCGCGACGGGGCAGUAUGUCAAGGGCUCUGAGGAGGAGAUGAUUGACUGCUUCCCUGAAGAAGCGGGAACAAGCUGCUCCGGGGGCGGGUGGCCUGGAAAUGCGAUGGAUUGGGUCAAGGCGAACGGCCAAACGACGGCGGCAAAGUACCCUGCCGUCUUUCACGCCGAGAAAUCCAUCAACCCGGCCUGCGACGCAGCAAAGAGCGCCAGCGAUGACAUCACGGUCGACUACGUGUACCACCUGUCGCAGCCCUCGGAGGACGUCAUCAAAGAGCAGCUCGUCAACGCCCCUGUCGUCGUCCUCUUCGCAGUCGGAGACGACUUCCAGUUCUACUCAAAGGGCGUCUUCGACGGGCCGUGCGAUACGACCGUGGUUAUCAACCACGCGAUGGCCGCCGUUGGAUACGGUUCCGAGAACGGCGACGACUUCUGGAUCGUGCGCAACUCGUGGGGCGCCACGUGGGGCGAGGCGGGGUACGUGCGCAUCAAGAGGGGGGUGGACCAGCCGUACGGCCUGUGCAACAUCCAGUACCAGAUCGACUGGGCGACCAAAAAGGCUCAAGGCUACUGCCAGCGCAACAACCCCUGCCAGAACAACGGACAGUGCAUCGACGGGGGAUCAGCUACCUCCUUCCAGUGCAACUGCGUGACUCCUUACGAGGGGACGUACUGCGAGAGAAUGCAGACUCCAGACUGCUUCUCCGCUAGCGAGUGCGACUUCUACUUUGAAGGAUACCAGAGCUAUGUUCCAACCCUGUAUCUGGGCCCUGGAACCGGGGACAACAGCAUUAGCCCAGCUAUCAUCAAUUCCAAGGACGGCGGCCAGCACGUCAACGUGAUCAACACGAACCAGGGCUACGGCGCGUACCCCCCCAUUCCGAACGACAACCAGAACCAGUUCUACGGGGGGGGCAACUUCGUGCGCGAUCGCACCUUUAACAACCCCCAGAACGUGAACGACUUCCGCGGCAAGUGCAUCAAGCUCCGCCUGUCCAGCGUACAGCUGUCGGACGGAAACAACCUCAACCCCAACGACGGGAACGGGCAGUACCCGGAGGAGCGCCGUUGCGUUGCUUUCAGAACCGCUUAGGGAAUUGGGCGGUGGACGUGAGAAAUUGGUGUGUGAAUUGUAGAGUUCCCGCCGCAUUUGAAGCGGCUUAACUUAUAUUGGUGGUUUUGAGAGAUUUGACUAUUGACAGCGGUGUGUGUGUCGGAUGUUGUCUCCGUUUCGAAAGGAAACGGGGCCUAGGUUGCAGGAUAGCGAUCUGAUUUUGUUCGAUAGAACAUUGACAUUGCCUUGUAUGAUGGGAAAAGAGGUCCGGUUUGUGUAAUCCCUCGUAGGAUGGACAUCUAGGACGCAAUAAACGUAAUGUCGCCUGGAAAGUGAAUAACGUGCUAAUGGUCCAAUCUAGGUACGUUUACGAGUCAUAGAAUGGAGAAUCUAGGAACUUCGCAACAACAUUUCACACUGGAAGUAGCCCUGGUACUAUGUAGCUGAUACGUUUUUAAUCAUAUAUUUAGAUCAUAUUUUCGUACGGUAUGAUCGAAAAGAUUGACCAAGAAAAGGUUGACCAUCAACCAAGUGGCAGUAAGUUUGGGAAAGGAGGCACAAUUUGAACUAGAAUCAGAAUAGCCGCAUGAGGGAACAUAAGCAUUGAUAUAUAUGCUGGAUUUGAUUUACUGCUGGACGAGCUUUUCAAUUUAACAUUGUAUUAACAUACAAGUUUUCCGAACGUUGUUUUGAGCGGAG
Klebsormidium nitens is the source of this 2855-nucleotide messenger RNA. Lineage: Eukaryota; Viridiplantae; Streptophyta; Klebsormidiophyceae; Klebsormidiales; Klebsormidiaceae. The record is from the annotation of a GenBank genome assembly.